UGAGUUCAGUUCGGUGUAUGGGGGCGGGGCUUGAUUGUUUAGGAUCUAUCUCUAUUCUAAUCUAGAUCUAUUAUUACAAUCAUUAUUAAAUCUACAUCUAAAGUGACAGAACAACAGUUAGAUUGUGCCCUUGAUUUGAUGAGACGUUUGCCACCUCAACAAAUAGAAAAAAAUUUAUGUGACUUGAUUGACCUGGUACCUCCACUAUGUGAAGACUUGUUGUCCUCUGUAGACCAGCCUUUGAAAAUUGUUCGUGAUAAAACAGUGGGCAAAGAUUAUUUAUUGUGUGAUUACAAUAGAGAUGGUGACUCUUACAGGUCUCCCUGGAGCAAUAGUUAUGACCCUCCCUUGGAUGAUGGGACCAUGCCUUCAGAAUCCUUGCGAAGACUUGAAAUAGAAGCCAACAGCGCCUUCGACCAAUACAGAGAAAUGUACUUUGAAGGGGGCGUGUCAUCAGUGUAUUUGUGGGAUUUAAACCAUGGAUUUGCUGGUGUUAUUUUAAUUAAAAAAGCUGGAGAUGGUUCAAAGAAAAUUAAAGGCUGCUGGGAUUCCAUUCAUGUCAUAGAAGUACAGGAGAAAUCAAGUGGAAAGAAUGCUCAUUACAAAUUGACUUCCACUGUAAUGCUCUGGCUUCAGACCAGUAAAGAGAGUUCCGGUACUAUGAACUUGGGUGGUAGUUUAACAAGACAGGUGGAGUCUGAUGCACCUGUGAAUGAAAAUUCUCCUCAUAUAGUCAAUAUUGGUAAAAUGGUUGAGGAAAUGGAAAACAAAAUACGUAGCACACUUAACAAUAUAUAUUUUGGCAAGACCAAAGACAUAGUGAACAGCCUGCGUUCCAUUGAGCCUCUUCAAGAUCCCAAACAGCAAGCUGCCUUCAAAAAGGACCUAUUCCAAGCUCUUUCACAGAGAACACAGGCACAGUGAUGUAGAAUUAACAUUGAAUUUUUCUUGAAGUUUAUUCAAUUUAGUGGAAAAUCAUUAUCAUUAUUUUAAUUCCUAUCAGAAGAAAAAAAGGUGAACAAAAUGAAUAAGAUGCAUUUAAAAAAAAAAAUCUAAUUGUAAAGAAUAACUAAGAAACCUUUUUUUUUUAACUGUGGGAUUUAGAGCUGACAUAUAAUUUAAAAAAAAAUUGUUUGAUAAUUUUCCUACAACUGUUAUAUAUCAGUUUAGUAAUCAUCAUGAAAUAUCCUUAUUGUUUAAUCUUUAUUUUUAAAAAAAUUCCAAAUUUUGUGUCAUCCUACCAUCAUGAAUGAAGUGGUUUGGGAGUGUUUGCUACAGUGAUAGCUGUCUUUGUCAUUUGUUAAGUCUAACAGCUUUUGUAAGACACAUGUAAGCCAUAGCUUAGCCCUUACAUUUGUAAGAGAAAAACAACUCUGUAUUGGUCAAGGAAAUAUUUUAAACUUGUAAAAUUUUAAAGAUAUGUAAAUACAAUUGAGUUCUAACACAUAAACUAAAGCAACAUUGUACAAUGCAUUCUGAGCUUGAUAAAACUAUUCACUUCUGUAUGUACAUUAUUUCUCAACUAGAAAGCACUGUUAGUCAUUACAGUAUAUUAUCUGUUAACAAAUGUGUUAUUUAAAACCCAUUGUGUUUUGUUUUGUUUGCAAUGAUUCUUUGUUACCUAAUGUUAUUGUGAUGAUACUACAACCCUGUUCAAACACAAACUACUGUGUGGAUUCUUGUGUGAGAGUAUUAACAAAAAAUGGCUUUAGUAAAAUUAAGGAUUUAUAUUCUGGUGAAAAAUAAAAGUUCUUGCUGUAAAUAUUUUUUUGUCUUCAUUAGCUUUAUAUAAGACAUCCCCCCAACACUAGCAUUGCCUUCUUUUGAAUAUUAAGAAUACCAUGAUUUAAGAAACAGUACUAUCCACAACUAUGUUUACUAGACCAAGGUAGUGGAUACAUGAUAGUUUAUAUUUGUGAAGUAUUGUAGAGUUCUCAUUUAUAUUUUAGUCUUGAGUUUGUUCAACUGUAAUUUCUCCUUCAUCUUUUAGAUUUUUCUUGCUGCUUUCUAGCAUUUGAGGUGCUUUUCAUACUCCCAGCCCUAUGUAGUGUGAGUUUGAUGAAUUCUUUUCUGGUGAUGAAAACUGUGCAUGAUUCUUGUUAAGAGUGCUGAAAAGAUGCUGCUGAUGAGUUCUCACUUUAAAAACAUGUUUUUUUCUAGUGAUAAUGGAAAAAGAAAUUGCUUUUUGAACAUUAUUUAUUUUACUCUAUUGUAGCAUACAAUUUAAGACUAGGCCUGACUUGGAUUUGAACCUAUCACAAUUCUUAAUUUUUUGUGUGUGUUGUUUGUGAUUGUAGAGGAGGUGACAGUCAAUAGUUUUUUUUGUUUUUUUAAAUUCACUUUAUAUGUGCAACUUUCCUUUAUUGAAACAUGAGCCACUUUUUAGCCCAAAUUUAUUAAAAGAAGUUUAUCAUGGGGAAUUAUUUGUGUGUGUUGUGUAUCUUCUAUGUAUGUGUAUGUUUGCUGGAUGAAGACAGAACAUAUGAUAUUGGUUUAUUUCUAACAUUCAAUUAUUCCUUGUCAACUCAUUAUGUCCAAACUUUAAAUGUUCAAGUUUUUAUUUCUCCAAUAUUGCCCCACUGACAUUUGAAAUAUGUUUUUUUUUUUUUUCAUUUCAAAUAUUUUGGCAUUGAUUGGGCUAGUUGCUUCACAGUUUUAAAACUAAGCUUGUCUAUAUCUGAAGAUAUUAUACAUGAAACUGUAUAGGAAAUAGUUUCAGUGAAAUAAAAUGUCAUGAAGCAUA
This is a messenger RNA of Biomphalaria glabrata, 2743 nucleotides long. Its product is annotated as F-actin-capping protein subunit beta-like. Gene Ontology annotation, biological process: cell morphogenesis; regulation of lamellipodium assembly; negative regulation of filopodium assembly. Lineage: Eukaryota; Metazoa; Mollusca; Gastropoda; Planorbidae. Gene Ontology annotation, molecular function: actin filament binding. The coding region runs from base 139 to 924 and encodes 261 amino acids. Gene Ontology annotation, cellular component: F-actin capping protein complex; cytoplasm. The transcript has 7 exons. The record is from RefSeq and is a predicted model, not a curated record.